This is a messenger RNA of Malaya genurostris, 1585 nucleotides long. It is a transcript of the gene Hmg-2, whose product is annotated as high mobility group protein 20A. Gene Ontology annotation, biological process: regulation of gene expression. Gene Ontology annotation, cellular component: nucleus. Bases 579 to 1481 code for a protein of 300 amino acids. The transcript is spliced from 2 exons. The record is from RefSeq and is a predicted model, not a curated record. Lineage: Eukaryota; Metazoa; Arthropoda; Insecta; Diptera; Culicidae.
CGCGAAAUGGUUCAUAGCCUUAAGCAGCCCUUACACGUGACAAUAUUAUUGUCAAUCCAAAGUAUUGUCAAUACCGUCAAUCCAAUUGACUUGGUAACUUGAGUCCGCAUUUUUCGAACAAAUCAAGCGUUUGAAGCUUCAAAUAUUGCAACUGAACAUUGAAACAUUGAGAGAAGAGUCCAUUGUACAUAUUUGACAGUUUCCUCUCUGGAGAAAAAGUAUUGUCGGAUUGAUGAGCAGUUUUGAUUUUUUGACAAUAUUUUCGUCAAUCCAAUGAAGUUUCCAUUACACGAUCAAAAGUAUUGUCAAUACUCCUUGUAUUGACAAUAAUAUUGUCUCGUGUAAGGGCUGCUUUAGAAAGUCUGGCGAAGAGAGAUAAUCUGACUUUUAGCAGAUAAAUCUCUCAACCUGGCAACGCUGGUACCAACCUUCAAAUUUUCUACACAAAUUCUAAAAUCAAAACUGUUUACUUGUUUAUCAACGACCUGUAGGCUUUGUCUAUAAAUCUUCUUGUUUGUCGCUUACGAAAUAUAUAUUUCAUAUGAAAUAGUAGUUCUAGUUUAAGUAGUCUGCAAAAAAUGGACAAAUCUACAGAAAAUGAAAAUAGUCCAAAUGCAAAACAGAAUAAAAACGGUAAUGGUAAGGAACGGUCCAAAUUUUCUGAUCCUCCGCCACAACAGGCACCACAAAAACCUGUCCCCAAGCGUAAACGGAAUAAACGUGCCAAGGAUGCGAACGCUCCUAAACAUCCCUUGACAGGGUACGUUCGUUACGUUAACGAAAAUCGAGAUUUGUUCCGGUUUAAAAAUCCGACAUUAACAUCUGUUGAAAUAACAAAAUUACUGGCAGAAGAAUGGGGUACACUAACGGAAGAAGUAAAACGGCCGUUUCUGGAAGCUGCUGAAGCCGACAGAGAACGUUAUCACCGAGAGGUUUCGGAGUACAAGCAACAGAAUAACAAUGAAUCUGUCACCAACAACAGCAAAAAAUUGAAACUCAAUGAUGACGAUUCUGAUACGACCGGUGCCUAUCUAAAUGGAAAAGACGACAAGCGGGAAAUUCGAGUGGGAGAUUAUGAAAUACCGAUUUUUACUGAUGAUUUUUUGGAACAUAACAAAGUCAUUGAUUCUGAACUUAGGAUGCUUCGGAAAUCCAAUAUAGACUAUGAACAGCAGAAUUCGGUACUCGAAAAGCAUGUUGAGAAUAUGGACAAUGGAAUACAGAAACUGGAGAACGAAACAAAUAGUCUAAAGAAUCGAAAUUUGAUACUGAAAAAUCAUCUUGAUAAAUUAAGAUCGGUGCUGGCGUCAGCACUAGCUGCGCUACCGAUUGGAAAUGAAAAGAAGGGGGCCACUGUUGACAACAUCGACAAGUACAUGUCUGAAUUGCACCAGAUGGCCAAAUCGAGUACUCAUGGUCACACACUGAAUAAAGCAAAGGACAUAAUUCGUAAGCUGGAUUUACAAAACCUGGCAGCGUAAACUGAUUUUGAGUCUAAUGAGGUGCAUGUAGGUUUUAAAAUUUUCUCGAUCGUAUUUUAGUUUUUUUUGUCCUGAAUAAACAAUCAUGUGUUCGAAGAAUUGAA